Molecule: messenger RNA, 2094 nt
Organism: Cloeon dipterum
Lineage: Eukaryota; Metazoa; Arthropoda; Insecta; Ephemeroptera; Baetidae
Exons: 3
Coding region: 115-1683 (522 amino acids)
Source: RefSeq, a predicted model, not a curated record
GGUGGGGGCUCGAGAGCGGCAAAGUGGGCCGCGCGACCUUGCAGCGCCAGUCGCGACUCGUACCUCAACAGAGUUGUGUCAGGGACCGAACCUGACGCCCCUGGAACCCUUGACAUGAGGAUAUAUUGGCUGCUGGCAGCAUGGGUGACCAUGGCGGCCGCCCUGCCAUCGGGGCCGAGAGACAUGGAGGUGGACGACGAGCCGUUCUACAGCGACCUGGAGCCAGGCCUCGACCUGAUCGCUGAGGAGAGCGCGACGGCCGAGCCGGUCACACUGCCCGCCCCGAUAGAGAUGCAAAACCGCAACAACCGGACGGAGAAGGAGCGGUCGUUGAUGCUGGUGAUGCCGCUGACGCCGUCCAACAACACGCACCUCGAGGAGCUGUACACGCAGAGGCCAGAAACGAGGCUCGUGGAGACGACGACGGCCGUGGUAACGGAGGCGCCGAUCACGCACACCAAGUCGACCGUGGUGGUGCACUCGGUGCCGCCAAAGAGGCUGCCGACGCCCGUGCACAUCACGCUGCCGCCGCCGGUCAUCCGCCCCGACAUCCAGGAUCUCCUGGCGUCCAUCGGUCUGCAACCCGCCGCAAUGCCGACCACCACCACCCCUCCGCCAACCGAAUCCUUCAGCCCUGAGAUCCAGGAACUGCUGACCAAAUACGGGCUGCAGAACAACGACCACAACCUGGUCAACAGCCAGCCGGUGGUGCCCUCUGCCGAUGUCAGCUCCUACUCAAGCUUCAAACCCAUUCCAGACCAGCUGAACGUGGACGAUGAGAUGAAGGACCUGCUCGCCCAGUACGGCCUAGUGGACAGGAAGACCUCCAGCAGACAGCUGACCACCGCCGCCACCCCUCCGGCCAAGGAGGACGUGGAGGAGACCACCACCGAGCACCCCGACUUCAAAAUCCGCCCCAAGGAGCAGGCCGUGACUGAGCCGUCGCACCAAAUCCCCACUCUGCACCCCCACAGCAUGACCAACGAGAUGAAGAGGGUGCUGUUUGACCUCGGACUGGCACCUCACAUCUCCGCCGAGGAAAUCGCGGAGGGAAACAACCAGGCGCCAGGGUCACUGCCGGAGCUGCUCGAGCGCUCUUCCAGCAACCAGCAUGAGUUUGUGUUCAACCCCACUGACGUGUCGCCGCUCAACGACACCAUGGAGGAGAAGCUCAAGGAUAUACUCAAUAACUUCAAAUUCAACCAGGAUGACAAGGAGGAGCAGGCGCUCAGGCUCAUCUCCAAAUACAGGAAGUCAACUUUGAACCAAAACGACGGCCCAGACCCUCUAUCAAACGAAGAGCUAGUUUCCGACUUCAGCAACUUCCACAACGAGGUGCACAAAAGGCAGAACAAGGACGCCAAGGACGAGGCAUCCAGCUCUGAAAACUCGACCACGAGCACAACAACGAGCACGACGACGAGCUCUUCAGCCGGCGCCGAGGAAAAGGAGACGAGCACCGAGGGCGGCGGGCCGUCCAUCGCUGACCUCGAGAGCUCGUUCGGCGGAAGCGGCGACGAGGUACCCGACGAAACUCUGCCCCCGCCCAAACCCAACGGCUUCUACUUCUUGCUCGAUUUGAACACAUUUUUGAAUGUGGGCGAAGACGAUAAGGGCGUGCACUUGAGGCUGGCGCCCAGAUUAGGAAACAGCAAGAACUUCCUGCCAAUCACUGUGCCUUAAUAGAAAAAUAUAUCUAAUUCAUCCCGCUUUUCAUCAAUUAAUUUCUAGUGACGAGUGCGUUUUCUGACUGCUGGGAUGAUUGUCUAAUUUAUAUGAACACAUUUUAGUGUAAGUUAGCAGCUUGGAGAGUGCUUCCAGUGGCGAUAAUUAUAUAUGAAAAGGCACUCGCUUGUGGCGUUGCCGCCCAGUGGCGGCGACGCUAAUUGAAUUUUCUUGAUUCCAGUGCCGCGUCUACAUGAUGGGAUGAUGAUUUGAGUUUUGAAUUUUUUGUACACGCUUUUAUAUUUGGCGCCUCCCUGGCGCCAGCCGCCUGCCUUUUGCUCAAAUAUUGAAUUAUUCCCCGUGUGUUUGGUGUUGGUGUGAAUGUGAUGAAUAUAUAAAAUGUGCUAAUAAAGAUUUUACCUCACUUCA